AUGGAAGGGAACCAGACUGUCCUUCACCCUCCGCCUUCCAACACCAAGCAGGGAGAAAGAAAACCACCUAAGGUGUUUGCCUUUGAUCACUGCUUCUGGUCCAUGGAUGAAUCAAACACCACAAAAUAUGCAGGUCAAGAAGUGGUGUUCAAGUGCCUUGGAGAAGGAAUUCUUGAAAAGGCCUUUCAGGGAUAUAAUGCUUGUAUUUUUGCCUAUGGACAGACAGGUUCAGGAAAAUCCUUUUCAAUGAUGGGCAAUGCAGAGCAGCUGGGUCUGAUCCCACGGCUCUGUUGUGCUUUAUUUCAGAGAAUCUCUGUGGAAGAAAAUGAAUCUCAUACUUUUAAAGUUGAAGUGUCCUAUAUGGAAAUCUACAAUGAGAAAGUCAGAGAUCUGCUUGACCCAAAAGGGAGUCGACAGUCCCUUAAGGUUCGAGAGCACAAAGUGUUGGGACCAUAUGUAGAUGGCCUGUCUCAGCUGGCUGUUACAAACUUUGAGGAUAUUGAGUCACUGAUGUCAGAGGGAAACAAAUCACGAACUGUUGCUGCAACCAACAUGAAUGAAGAAAGCAGCCGCUCUCAUGCUGUAUUCAAUAUUAUAGUGACUCAGACACUUUAUGACCUGCAUUCUGGUAAUUCUGGAGAGAAGGUCAGCAAGGUCAGCCUGGUGGAUUUGGCUGGGAGCGAGAGAGUGUCCAAAACAGGAGCUGCUGGAGAACGUCUGAAGGAAGGCAGCAACAUAAACAAAUCACUUUCAACACUGGGCUUGGUUAUAUCAUCACUGGCUGACCAAGCAGCAGGGAAAGGGAAAAACAAGUUUGUGCCUUACAGAGACUCUGUACUCACUUGGCUUCUCAAGGACAACCUGGGAGGAAACAGCCAAACUGCCAUGAUAGCCACAAUUAGUCCAGCAGCAGACAACUAUGAAGAAACGCUUUCUACACUGAGAUACGCAGACAGAGCCAAAAGGAUAGUUAAUCAUGCUGUGGUGAAUGAAGAUCCAAAUGCUAGGGUCAUCAGAGAAUUACGGGAAGAAGUUGAAAAACUGAAAGAGCAGCUCUCUCAAGCUGAGGCCAUGAAGGCACCAGAACUGAAGGAAAAAUUGGAAGAAUCUGAAAAACUAAUAAAAGAGCUAACAGUCACCUGGGAAGAAAAGCUAAGGAAAACAGAAGAAAUUGCACAGGAGAGGCAAAGACAGCUAGAGAGCAUGGGAAUUUCCCUUGAGUCUUCAGGUAUCAAGGUUGGGGAUGACAAGUGUUACCUGGUGAACCUGAAUGCAGACCCUGCACUCAAUGAGCUUUUGGUUUACUAUUUAAAGGAUCACACAAGAGUUGGUGCAGAUACAUCUCAGGAUAUACAGCUGUUCGGUAUAGGAAUCCAACCAGAACACUGUGAGAUUGAUAUUGCUUUAGAUGGAGAAGUUACACUUACACCAAAAGAAAAUGCAAGAUCCUGUGUAAAUGGUGCACUGGUAUGUUCUACCACUCAGUUAUGGCAUGGAGAUAGAAUAUUAUGGGGAAACAACCACUUUUUUAGAAUCAAUUUACCAAAGAGGAAACGACGUGAUUUGCUAAAAGACCUUGAGAAGGAAACUUUGUUAGGAGAGCAUGAUCUGGAUGCAGCUAGUGAAGCUUCUUCAGAACCAGACUACAACUACGAGUUUGCACAAAUGGAGGUUAUUAUGAAGACACUGAAUAGUAAUGACCCAGUACAAAAUGUGGUCCAGAUCUUGGAGAAGCAGUACUUGGAAGAGAAGCGGAGUGCUCUUGAGGAGCAGCGGCUGAUGUAUGAACGUGAGUUAGAGCUGCUGCGGCAGCAGCUCUCUCCAGAAAGGCAGCAUCAGCAUGGCAGUGACAGACUCUCCUACACUGCUCAGACUGCACAGCAGAAAGUAAAUCUCUGGACAGAAGAGAGGGAUGAAUUGUUUCGACAGAGCCUGGCUAAACUUCGAGAGCAGAUCGUAAAGGCAAAUACACUGGUGAGAGAAGCAAACUUCUUAGCAGAAGAAAUGAGUAAGCUAACAGAUUAUCAAGUGACACUUCAGAUCCCUGCUGAAAACCUCAGUGCCAACAAAAAGAGGGGUGCAAUAGUAAGUGAGCCUGCUAUUCAAGUGAGAAGAAAAGGAAAAGGUACUCAAGUGUGGACUAUUGAGAAACUAGAGAACAAAUUGAUUGACAUGAGAGACCUCUAUCAAGAGUGGAAGGAGAAAGUUCCUGAGAUAAGGAAGCUGAUGGGCAAGAGAGGCGACCCCUUUUACGAAGCGCAGGAGAACCACAACCUAAUUGGGGUGGCCAACGUGUUCCUGGAGUGCCUCUUCUGCGAGGUGAAGCUGCAGUAUGCCGUGCCCAUCAUCAGCCAGCAAGGGGAGGUUGCAGGACGAUUGCACGUUGAAGUAAUGCGAGUCACUGGGUCUGUCCCAGAACGUGUAGCGGAAGGAGAUGACUCUUCUGAGAACUCCAGUGAGAGUGGGAGUCUGGAAGUCAUGGAUAGCAAUGGAGAAAUUAUUCAUCGAGCGAAGAAGCUCUCAUGCAGGGUGAAAAUCAAAGAAGCCACUGGACUGCCACCUAAUCUCUCCAACUUUGUCUUUUGUCAAUACACGUUUUGGGAUCAAUGUGAGUCAACGGUAGCGGCACCAGUGGUAGAUCCAGAUGUGCCUUCGCCUCAGAGCAAAGAUGCUCAUUUUACAGUGACUUUCUCUCACUGUAAGGACUAUGUGGUGAAUGUCACAGAGGAGUUUUUGGAGUUCAUUUCGGAAGGAGCUCUUGCUAUUGAGGUGUGGGGUCACAGAUGUACUGGCAAUGGCAGCUCUGUUUGGGAAGUUGAUUCUCUUCACGCUAAAACUAGGACACUGAGAGACAGGUGGAACGAAGUAACCCGAAGAAUAGAAAUGUGGAUUUCCAUACAAGAAUUGAAUGAGAUGGGAGAAUAUACUGCAGUUGAACUCUAUCAGGCAAAAGAUGUAAACACAGGGGGAAUUUUCCAGCUUAGGCAGGGUCAUUCUCGCAGAGUUCAGGUGACGGUGAAACCUGUGCAACAUUCGGGAACAUUGCCUCUCAUGGUAGAAGCAAUUCUUUCAGUGUCUAUAGGUGGUGUGACUGCCAGAUCAACCAAACUGCAAAGGGGCUUGGAUAGCUACCAGAAGGAGGAGGAUGAUGGUGGUGAUAUGGAUAGUUACCAGGAAGAAGAUUUAAACUGUGUACGAGAAAGGUGGUCUGAUGCACUGAUAAAGCGCAGAGAAUACUUAGAUGAGCAGAUUCAAAAGAUCAGCAAUAAACAAGAAAAAUCUGAGGAUGAUCUAGAACGAGAAGCCCGGCUGGUCGAACAGUGGGUAGGGCUGACGGAAGAGAGGAAUGCAGUGUUUGUUCCAGCACCAGGCAGUGGAAUUCCUGGUGCCCCCGCAAACUGGAUUCCACCUGCAGGAAUGGAAACACAUAUACCUGUCCUCUUCCUUGAUUUGAAUGCUGAUGACCUCAGUGCCAAUGAACAACUUAUAGGUCCCCAUGCAUCAGGAGUUAACUCAAUACUACCAAAGGAGCAUGGGAGUCCAUUCUUUUAUCUGCCGAUCAUAAAACACAGUGACGAUGAGGUUUCAGCUACUGCUGCUUGGGACUCUUCUGUCCAUGAUUCAGUGCACCUGAAUAGAGUAACUCCUCAAAAUGAGAGAAUUUACUUGAUAGUGAAGACUACUGUGCAGCUCAGCCAUCCCGCUGCAAUGGAACUGGUAUUACGCAAAAGGAUUGCAGCCAAUAUUUAUAACAAGCAGAGUUUUACCCAGAGCCUGAAAAGGAGAAUAUCCUUGAAAAAUAUAUAUUAUGCCUGUGGAGUGACCUAUGAGAUAGUAUCCAAUAUACCAAAGGCUACAGAAGAAAUUGAGGAUCGCGAGACCUUAGCGCUGAUGGCCGCAAGGAGUGAGAACGAGGGCACAUCUGAUGGCGAGACGUACAUUGAAAAGUACACACGUGGCGUGCUGCAAGUGGAGAACAUUUUGAGCCUUGAACGACUAAGACAGGCAGUCACAGUCAAAGAGGCACUCUCCACCAAAGUGAGGAACAUCCGCAGAAGCAUCAGCACUCCAAAUGUCCACAAUGUAUCCUGUAGCCGACUAGAUCUUUCUGCCUAUGAUGAAGAUGAUAAGGGUUGGUCUGAAAGUCACCUAGAUAUAUCUGACUGUUCUUCCAGUUAUCAAGAUGUAUCAUGCUAUGGUACUUUACCCAGGGAGUCGCCUCGCAAGAGCAAAGAUGGCAGUGGUGGGGUAGCAGAAAACUCCCAUGCUUUAAUGGCCAGCCCUUUUAAAGCGUUUUCUCCUCAGCCACCAAAGUUUUUCAAGCCCUUAAUGCCAGUGAAAGAGGAACAUAAAAGGAAGACACCCCUUGAAAGCCGACCUCUGCUUAGUCAAGAGGACUCCGAGGAGGAAGACAGUGAGUUGGAGGCCAUUAAUAAGAAGCUGAUAAGUCCACAAAGUUUUCAAAAUUUCCGGCCUUAUGUACCAGAGGAGUUUGCUGACUUCAGUGUUUACAAUGCUAGCCUGGAGAACAGGGUGUGGCUUUCUUCUAAAUCAGACUUCAUGAGUUCACGUGUUCUUGAGAAAGAGGUAUCCCGCAGCCCCACCACUAGCAGUAUUACUAGUGGCUACUUUUCCCACAGUGCCUCUAAUGCUACCCUGUCUGACAUGCUUGUUCCCUGUAGUGAUAGCACAGACCAGCUAGCCAGUCACACCAAGGAACUGGACUCUAACGAUCCCUCGGGAUCAUCUCUUGCACAUGAUGCAAGGUCAUCUUUGAACAAGGAAUGUCGAGAGUCAGACAAGGAGUUACCAAGAGAAAAGUUACCUGUGUUACCACUGAAAGAAAACAGUGCCUUAAUGGAACAAGUAUCACUGUCCCUUGACGCCACUGAGGGAGACUCUCAGCAGUUACCCAGAGCUGGAUCACUUUCAGCUUUAAGUUCCUCGGAUGGCAAAAGUACCUGUUGUACAAUUGAAUUUUCAGCACGUGAAGCAACAGUUGAGCACAUGACGGACGUUCUGGAAGAUCACUCCUUUACAGAGUUCAUGGGUGUUGAAGAUGGAAAGGACUUUGACCAUUCGGCAGUUCCACAGUCGUGUUCCCUUGUGUCCUCUAAUGGUGCGAGUUCCUCGGAGUUGCCCCGAGGUUCUGACAAGGAGCAGAGCACGUGCGUGGGCCAGCUGGGCUCUGUGGCGGCGGCGGCAGCAGCAGGCCACCGGCUUGCCGACACUGUGGAAAGCCCUUUGUGUUCUGUACUGGUAAAAGAGACUUCAGACUGUGAGACUUACCCUGAUGCUCCUGUAGAUGAUUUUGUUGGGAAGGACCACUUGGAUGGUUCUGAUUGUGAAGAAGGUGCUUCUGCAGAUCAAGCCCAAGUCUUGCCUAGCUGGGUGGCAGUGGGUGAACAAGUCUGUGUUGGAAGUAAUAAGAUGGGUACGGUGAGAUACGUUGGAACGGUGGAUUUUUCAGCUGGAAUCUGGGUUGGAGUUGAACUUAAUGUUCAGCUGGGGAAGCAUGAUGGAACUGUGAAAGGCAAAGAGUACUUCCACUGCAAACCACGCCACGGUGUCUUCGUUCGUCCUGGGCGCCUCAGCAAAGCACCAGCUUCCGCAAGGAAAUGGAGUAGCACUUCACGGUCUCAGGCAUCUUCCACUUCAGAAAAACGGAAAAAUUCUGUGCUUCAAGGCUCAUCCUCCACUCCUAAAACAGGAGGAGAAGUCCUGUGCCAUUCAGGAGAUGCAGCGGCUUCUGCUUUUUCUAGGAAACAGGAGAACAGGAAAUCUUGGAUUAACUAAACUGCAGUAUUUUUGCACUUACUACACGCAUCACUGUGUAGAAAACUAUGGAUUUUUCAAGCUAUUGUACAUUUUAAUCUGUCUAUACAGAAUGUGUAUUCUCUAGAGUCCUUGACUUAAUUCUCUAAUUUUUUAUAAAUAAUAUAUAUAUAAUAUAUAUAUAUAUGAAUGUGUAUCUAUAGUUUGCCAGUGGGCAGAUACAGCUGCACACUAAAAUACAGUUAAAGCUGAUCUGUAGAUAACUGAGGUACUGGACUAUUUGUUACGCAACAACUUGGGAGAUA
Messenger RNA from Leptosomus discolor (cuckoo roller), 6080 nucleotides. NCBI's taxonomy places the organism in Eukaryota, Metazoa, Chordata, Aves, Leptosomiformes, Leptosomidae. The record is from RefSeq and is a predicted model, not a curated record.